Molecule: messenger RNA, 1857 nt
Organism: Zingiber officinale
Lineage: Eukaryota; Viridiplantae; Streptophyta; Magnoliopsida; Zingiberales; Zingiberaceae
Product: bZIP transcription factor TGA10-like
Exons: 11
Coding region: 207-1586 (459 amino acids)
Biological process (GO): DNA-templated transcription; regulation of DNA-templated transcription
Molecular function (GO): DNA-binding transcription factor activity; sequence-specific DNA binding
Source: RefSeq, a predicted model, not a curated record
ACUCCCCGCCUGUGAAAAGUAGUGGGAGGCGUCGCAGUAAAAAGUAGAAGAGAAAGGAGAGUUGGUGGCGUUUCUGCACCAUUUGGAGGGCGGAGGGACGGCGAAUGAGUAGAGCGCGAGGUCGGUUGCGCCGUUAACCGACGGGUUCGAUCGGUGGAGUUAACGUUUGAGAAGAGAAACUCCAAAAGAGUAGCUAGCUAGCUCCGAUGAUGGCAAGCGACGGUGUCUCCGGCCAUGCCCAGCAUCAGCAGCGUCAAAUCUCCUUAGACAUGCUUCAUCCUUCGCCGUCUUCCUCAGCUUCGAUGCGCUCGAGCUUCAACAUGAAAUCAAGCAAAUUAGAGAUCGGAUCUUAUGACAUAGGCGAGUUAGAUCAAGCUUUGUUAACGUAUUUGGAUGGACAACAAGAUUACCCGGCAUCAGCUCAAGAACACAGACGGGCUCUUGUUUGCAGAGAUUUUGAACAUUUUCCCUUCUCAACCCAUGCAUGUAGAGCCGUCGACAAAGGUACGGGGACUACCAACUCAAGAGGAGAAGGGAUAAGCUUAACCUCUUCUGCAAGUAGUGGUUCUAAAAAUAUUUCAGAGCGAGCCACAGAGUUUUGCAACAUUAAAGGUGAUCAUCCAGUGCAGGGAAAGGAUGACAAAGUACAAGUGACCAAGAAGGCAUGGAACAGAAAGGCAAUGGGAGGGCCCAAGACAUCAGACCCUAAGACACUGAGAAGGCUUGCUCAGAAUAGGGAGGCAGCUAGGAAAAGCAGACUUAGGAAGAAGGCUUAUAUUCAACAAUUAGAGACAAGUAGAAUUAAGCUCACUCAGAUUGAGCACGAGCUUCAUAGGGCAAAAGCACAGGGUGUAUUACUUGGAGGUGGAGGUCUUCUUAGGAACCAAGGCCAUCCCACAGGUGUUAGUGGACUAAUCUCAGAUGAAACCAUGUUUGAUAUGGAAUACACGAGGUGGCUUGAAGAGCACCACCGGCUAAUGUGUGAGCUCCGAGCAGCGGUGCAAGAGCAGUUGCAGGAGAACGAGCUCCAGAUGUAUGUGGAGAGUUGCAUCUCGCAUUACGAUCAAAUGGUGCAUCUCAAGAGCACGGUGAUCAAGUCGGACGUCUUCCAUCUCAUCUCCGGCACGUGGAUGACUCCUGCCGAGCGCUGUUUCAUGUGGAUGGGAGGCUUCCGCCCCUCCGAACUCAUCAAGAUUCUGUCGAGCCACAUCGACCCAUUGACGGAGCAGCAGAUACUGGCAGUGUGUGGCAUGCAACAGUCGAUGCAGGAGGCAGAGGAAGCAUUGAGUCAAGGCCUUGAAGCCCUUAAUCAGUCUCUCUCGGAAACCAUCAACUCUGACGCAUUCAACUGCCCUUCCGACGUGGCCAACUACAUGGGUCACAUGGCCAUCGCCAUGAACAAGCUCACCACUUUAGAGGGCUUCGUUCGACAAGCAGACAACUUGAGACAGCAGGCACUUCACCGGCUUCACCGGAUCUUGACGACGAGGCAGAUGGCACGAUGCCUGUUAGCCAUGGCUGAAUACUUUCAUCGCCUUCGCGCACUCAGCUCACUUUGGCUGGCUCGACCGAGGAACGAUAUUUAACUGAUCGAUCGACUGAUAGAACUCCGACACUGAUUGAGUCGUCAUGAUUAGCAUGCAUCGUUAAGGUGAUUAAAAGGUUUAACCGAUCCGCUAGCUAGCUAUUUGUUAAGGGCCACAGUUAGUUAAUCUGUGGUGGCAAAAUUGCAAGAGAAGAAGAGAGAGUACUCGUUGUCCAUCCAUUUGAAUCCUAUUCAGAGAGAUGUACAGGUGUAUCAUGAUUGUGUGAAUUUACACUGGAAAAUGUUUCACAUCUUCUUCUCCUUUACCUUUA